GAUAAAUGUAAUGGAGUAAAAACAGCAAGACUUUAACUCGUAAUGGAGUAUAUGACCACCACAAACCCUCCACAACAUCCGGGAAGACUGUUUAAAUAACGACUUUAAUUGUUUUAAUGGGACUUUCGGCGGCGGGGAGCCAGGUGCGUCUGCAAACAAAGCCCCGCCUUCGUUUACCUUAAAUGUCCAUUGCACGGAACUAUGAUUGGCACAGAGCUACAGUUGCUCGAACGGUGAGACAUGGCGGAGUUUGUAGCCUGACAGAGAGGGGUUCAGGAGAGUUUUCCACACUUUUCAACAUGUCACAAGAACUUGAUUUCAGGACGACAAUGUCUCCGUAGCGUACGCGGACUGAAGGCGGACACGUCUGCUUUUUUUCCGGAGAGGACGAGGAGGCAGUUGGGGAAAAUGUGUUGUCAUCUUCGCGCAGUCAACAGCCUUGGGCAACAAAUAUGGCUACUUCUUGUGUAUCCUUCAAUUCGGGUUGAAAACCGUCCCAACUGGGCCGGGCGGGAUAGUUUCGGGGAGUCGCCGCAGUAGUACGAAGUGAAGUUGAUCGCACAGGAGGAUUAAGAAAGCUGGAUUUGUCCCGAAGCUGGUUGGGUUUUUAAAAAAAUAUACCCCGAAGAGAUGGAGCCCAAGCAUAAAGAGUUGUUGGAGAAAUGUUACCAGAACUUGGUGGAGUCGAUAACAGAUGCGGACCGAGUGGUGGAUGUUUUGGCUCACUGCGGGACCCUCAGCCAGUCUGAACGCUACGAGCUGGGGCACAACUGCUCCUCCAACUCGGAAAAAGUGGACCUUCUCCUGAAGAUACUCCUAAGUAAGGACAGAGACCAUUUUGCAGAGUUUUGCACAGCCCUGGAGAAGACUCACCCUCACCUGCACUCUGUGCUGCUGAAUGGCAUCGGGCCAGUGGACCAUACAACGGGGUCCACUUACAGCAUCUUGUCCACCAUGCCGUCGGACUCGGAAAGCAGCAGCUCUCUCAGCAGCUUAGGUACGCCCGCUCAAGCCUCCUCCCCUCCGCCCGCCCACAUGGACAGCCAUCAGGUGAACGAGAAGAUGGAGACGGUUCUUUUCCAGCUCAGACACGUGACCCGCGAGAGGGACGAGCUGCGUAAACGUCUGGCCCUCUCUUCACCCGGAACCACCUUCGAUGACUGCAGACCAAACUCAAAAGCAGGUCAUGACUAUGAGCGUCUGAAGCUGCAGUGCAUGAAGGCGAUGGCAGACCUGCAAUCCCUGCAGAACCAGCACAGCACCACCCUGAAGAGGUGUGAGGAGGCUGUAAAGAAAGCAGACUUCUACCAUACACUGCACAGCCGACUGGCGAGUGAGCACGCUCAGCUCAAAGAGGAGCUGGAGGCGGUGAGGCAGGACAACAUCCAGCUGGUAAGGGAGCACAACCACGUGAAGCAGGCCUGCGAGGAGCUGAGGAGGCUGCAUGACGACGGCCAGAGAGAAGUGGCCGACAUGAGGCUGCUGCACCAGCAGGUCAUGAGAGAAGGGUCACCUGACGUCCUCAACAAGCUGUAUGACACGGCCGUGGACAAGUUGGAGGCCAUGAAGGGUGACUACGAGGCUCUGAGGAAGCGCUACAACGAGAAGACGGCCGGUCACAAUGCAGACCUGAGUCGUCUGAACCAGGCCGAGGACGAGAACCACCGGCUGCAGAAACAGCUUGAGAUGCUGCUGAAGCAGAGAGACGCUGCCAUCCACUAUCAGCAGCAGUACUCCUCAUCUAUAAGAAGGUUUGACAACACACAUCAAGAACUAUCCAAGGCCGCAGCCCAGAACAAGGAGCUGCAGCGAGAGAUGGAGCGGCUGCAGUCAGAGACGACGCGGCUGAAGACCCAGCAGCUCAAGGCGGUGAAAGACUGCGAGAAAUACAAGGAAGAGCGGGACUCUGUGAUGAGUGAAUACCGCCUCAUCAUGAGCGAACGGGACCAAGUGAUCAAGGAGGUGGACAGGCUUCAGACCGGACUGGAGAUGGCUGAGGCAAAGCUGAAGAACACUUCCUCAGAGAGGCGGGUAGCCAACGAGGAGCUGGAGGCUCUCCGACAAGAGCUGGCCUCAGCAUUGGUGGACAGGGACCGGGCCAUCUGUGAAAAGAACGAGCUGCUGGAGAAAUACUGCCACGAGGUAAAGGACAAGGCCGAGGCCCAGAAGGAGCUUAGCCAGGCCUGCAAGGACAUUGAGACUGUGCGCGAGGAGAGGGACGUGGCCCGCAAGGAGAGGACCGAGGCCAUCAUCCAGAGAGACCAGCUGCUGCGAGAGUAUUACCAGGCCAGACAGCCCUGCACUGACUUCCGUCACUUUACAAACCCCCCUCCACCCACCCAGAAACAAGACUCUGCCACUCUGGACAUGGAGCGAGCCAACAAGGAGAUCGAUAUGCUGAGGAAGCAGUGUGAGGCCAUCUCUCAGGAGCUGAAAGAGGCCGUGCAAGAGGCUGAGGUGGCCAAGUGUCGACGCGACUGGGCCUUUCAGGAGAGGGACAAGAUAGUGGCAGAGAGGGAGAGCAUACGCACGUUAUGUGACAACCUGAGGCGGGAGAGGGACAGAGCUGUGAGCGAUCUGGCAGAUGCUUUGAGGAAUCUGGAUGACAUGAGGAAACAAAAGAACGAUGCUUCACGGGAACUCAAAGAGCUAAAAGAAAAGAUGGAGGACCAGUUGGAAAAAGAAGCAAGGUUUCGUCAGCUAAUGGCUCACAGUUCACAUGAUUCAGCCAUUGACACAGACUCAAUGGAGUGGGAGACGGAAGUUGUAGAAUUUGAGAAGCACAGAGAUAUGGAUUUGAAAGCACUUGGGUUUGACAUCGCUGAAGGGGUAAAUGAUCCUUAUUUACCGGGAGAUUGUGUCAUAUUUGUCAGUAAGGUGGAUAAAGGAAGUAUUGCUGAAGGAAGAUUGAGGGUGAACGAUUGGUUGUUGAAGAUUAAUGACGUGGACCUGACCAAUAAGGACAGGAAGCAGGUGAUCAAAGCGGUGCUGAGCGGUGAGGGGGUCAUCAAUAUGGUGGUUCGCAGGAGGAAGUCACUGGGAGGACGGAUCAUCACUCCGAUCCAGAUAAACCUGACUGGGCACAAAGACAGUGGCAUAGGACUGGAGAGUGGAGUGUUCGUUGCCACUGUGGCUCCAGGCAGUCCAGCUGCCAGAGACUGUGCUCUUACUGUUGGGGAUAGACUGCUGGCUAUAAAUGGAAUUGCACUCGAUAACAAGUCGCUCUCUGAAUGCGAGUCUCUGUUGAGGAACUGCUGUGACUCUCUCAGCAUCUCCCUCAUGAAGUUCCUUCCACAGAGCUGUUCUGGACAGAAUUUAUUUGAAAGUUUGAGAGAGUCAGAAAAGAUCUCUCGGCUCCAUUCCUGUGAGAUGCACACCAGGAACUGCAGGAACUCCAAGCACAACUGCUCCAAGCACAACUGCUCCACACAAACGGACAUUUGCAGCUGUGACAGAGGGGACGACGGAUGCAAGGACACAGGAAACUCUCUGGACAGCAGUGGCAGCAGUGCUGACUGCCGCCACAAGCCUUUCUCCAACAGCUCCCUGCACUCUCGCUCCCUUUCCUCCUCCCACAGUCCCUCGGAGCCUCACCCGGACUUCUGCUACAGGAGGCAAGAGCAUCGCCCCUUCACUUUCACCCCAGCGCUGUCUGACUGCAGCUCACCUCAGACCGCCAUAGACCGAGCACAGAGCUCACCAGCGAAGCCCAGUGGAGGCACAUGGCCUAAAGUCAUAGUGGGACCUUCGAUUCCAGAGUUUGCCCAGCUCUCCAUCUACAAAAAGGUCAAACAGAGGAAGUCAAUCUUCGACGUUAACACAUUCAGGAGGCCAGAGGCGACGCCGAAACUGGACUAUAUGUCUCUUUCUCAGUUGCCUAAGCACUCGCCACAGAGCUCCAUGUCUGAAUCUGCUCAGACGCCUCCCACCCCGCCUACCAGGAGCGACUCCUUCAGGUUCAAACAUCGACAGCAGAACAGCUCAGCAUCGGACUCCACCAUCACUACGGGCACUCCCCCAGCCUCGCCGGCCCAAGCCACAAGUCCCCAGGACCAGGAAGAGAUGGGCAACCAGCUCUAUUACACCGAUGCUCCUCCAGCAGAAACCAAGAAGCCGGCUGAGGAAGAGGGGAGUCGACACCGGCCUGAAGAAGGGAGUCGACAUCGGGCUGAAGAGCGGGGAAAGAGGCGGUACCGGCCAAAAUCAGCACCGGCGCUGCGGCGAAACGUGACUCCGUUACACAUCCCUGUUCCCAUGCAGGUGCAGAGCUUCUCCAAUGAUGAGCACUCCCCAGAGCCGAUGGACCUGUUACGCUUCUCUCCAAUGCGAACCAAUCGGUACAGCAUGUCCAUUGCACCCCCCAGCUACAGCAGCAUCGCAGCACACCCAACCCAGCACGGUUUGGCCCCAUGUCCUGCUGUGACGGCUGUUAUGAGGAACCCGGUCUACACUGCCUGGAGUCAUGAGAUCCAGACCAACAACUGCCCCCCAGCUCCCAGCUCAGGCAUCCACCCACAUUCACACACAAGCCCCCAGCAUCAAGGUCGCCACAGUCUGGACCUCAACCACAAGCGCACUGGAGACUCUACUGAGACAAGCUGCAGCCAACCACCACACAGCACAAACUCCCUGCCCUCCAGUGCUAGACUGGGUUCCUCCACUUUACAGUUUAGGACAGAGCGCAUUAAGAUCCCUCCAACUCGUUAUCCACGCUCCACGGGAUCUGACAGAGGCUCCCUCUCACAUUCUGAGUGCAGCAGCCCGACACCUCCAAUGUCCCCUGUCAACCUGGAGACAUCGUCUUUCAGCAGCAGCCAAUCGCAGAGCUCCAUUUCCACCCAGCCCAGAAUAUCAGUCAGCCCCGCUCCAGUUGGUGACAGGAGGAAGGAUGGGCCAUACUUGGAGGAGCCACGCAAUGUGACUGUACAGAAAGGAGCAGAACCACUGGGGAUCUCCAUUGUGAGUGGAGAGAACGGGGGCGUGUUUGUGUCCAAAGUGACAGCAGGCAGCAUCGCACACCAAGCCCGUUUAGAGUACGGAGACCAACUCCUGGAGUUUAAUGGAAUCAACCUUCGCAAUGCCAACGAGCAGCAGGCGCGGCUGGUGAUCGGGCAGCAGUGCGACACAGUCACCAUUUUGGCUCAGUAUAAUCCUCACAUGUUUCAGCUGGGCAACCACUCUCGUUCAGGUUCUCGUAUGGAGUCCAUCAGCAAUCGGCCGACUCCCCAAGCCAGUGGCGCCACCACUCCUGACAAUCACUCCACCGUGGAUACACUGAGUGAACAGGAUGAGGGCACCAUGACCCCUCCGUCCAAACAGACAACUCCUGCCACCAGCCCUCAAAACUCCUUCAGGCUGCCUGGUUCAAGCACGCGGCGGGCUGCAGAGCCUCGGCUGGUAAGGCUGAAAAAGAUCCAGGUGGAGCUGGGAAUUCAGAUCUGUGGAGGAAACCUUGUGGGAAUCUUAGUGGAGAGUCUGGAUGACGACAGUCCUGCUAAGACUCCUGAUGGUCUGCUACCUGGAGACUUGAUACUGGAGUACAACGGCAUCAGCAUGAAGAACAAAACAAAAGAAGAGGCUUACCUGGAAAUGUUGAAACCAACUGAAACAAUCACAUUCAAGGUCCAGAACUGCGUGGACGAGCUUCCUGUGAUCAAAGAGUCCUGCGGAGAUGGAUUUUACAUAAGAGCACUUUAUGAGAGGUUGGCAGAGUUGGAGCAGGAGCUGAACUUUAACAAAGACGACAUCAUGUAUGUGGAAGACACGCUACCAAACGGCAACUUUGGCUACUGGAUGGCCUGGCAACUCGACGAGAACGCACAGAAACUGGGAAAAGGGCAGAUUCCAAGUAAAUACAUGAUGGACCCGGAGUUCUACAGGAGACACGGCAUGGCCGACAUGAAAGACGACAACGGCACCAGCAAGAGUCUGUCUGCUGCCGCUCGGAGGUCCUUCUUCCGCCGCAGGCUGAAGCACAAACGCAGCGGGUCCAAGGACGGCAAGGAUCUGAUGGCUCUGGAUGCCAUAAGCACCGAUUCUUUACCCAUCACAGAAGACGGAGUGAGCCUGAUGUACCAGCGGGUUCAGAGGGUGGAGUGCACUUUCCCCAGACCAGUGCUGAUCUUGGGUCCCUUAGUGGAGUCCUGUAAGGACAUGUUGGUGAAGGAGGCUCCUGCCAAGUUUUGUCGUUGUCUGCCUGAGAUCAUGAAGGCAUCUCAGCAGGCAAUAGAGCGGGGAGUAAAGGACUGUGUGUUCAUCGACUACAAACGGAGGAGCGGCCAUUUUGAUGUGACAACUGUUGCAUCAAUAAAAGAGAUCACAGAGAAGGACUGUCACUGUUUACUUGACAUUGCCCCUCACGCCAUCGAACGUCUUCACAGCGUUCACAUCUACCCAAUCGUCAUAUUCAUUCGCUACAAAAACGCCAAGCAGAUAAAAGAGCAGAAGGACCCUCUGUACCUGCAGGAUAAACUCUCACAGAAACAUUCCAAGGAGCAGUUCGAGGCGGCACAGAAAACCGAACAGGAGUACAGCCGCUUCUUCACAGGAGUCGUCCAGGCGGGCAGCUUCUCUUACAUUUGCACUCAGAUCAUGACCAUCGUGGAGCAGGAACAAAGUAAAGUGCUGUGGAUUCCAGACGGAGCACCGUAGAAACGUCACCCGAAAAACAUUCGAGAAGAUCUGUUUUUUUUUUUUGUUUGUUUGUUUGUUUUUUAAUGUUUUGUUUUUUAAAAUUGUGGGACACACAGUGAAUCGGUACAUCUCACAGGCAUCAUGGCUAACUCCACUGCUUUCUCACACAUAGCAAUAUCAGCACUGACUGUGAUGCUCAUGUAAUAUUCCCACUACUUUAAUGAUGUACUGUACUGCAGAUAGAUUUGUUUACACUAGUAUUUAAUACUUGAAUGUUUUAUUUUCUCCCCUCAUAUCUAGUAGCACUCCUUUAAAAUCCCACUUUGUCCCCCAAACAUGUCGGACCACAGGAAGUGUGCAUCGAAGCAAACUCGGUUCUCGAAGUGAAGAUGGAGUGGACCACUGCGUUUCCCUUCUGUGUAUUUAUAUGCGUUUUCCUGCCAUUUAAUUUAUCUAAUCAGAUCAAAGAUGUUGGUUAUGAACCUUUGGUUAUACAAAAGUAGUUGCCUAGUUAAUAGGAAGAAUAUUUUCCAGUUAAUGUUCUUAUUUAUAGAGGAGAAUUUGGGGCAGGUUUGCUUCCUACCUACUUCUGCUUUCUGUUGACACCAUUUCACUCCUCAGAAAUGUUAUUGUGCCAAGCUUAAAGAGAGAUUUGCUAAUCACUGCCCAUUGUUGGAUUUAUUAACACUACAGCUUCCAUUUAAAAAUCUUACAGCAGGUAUGUUCGUUUCAGCACAGUUUGUUCGUUCUGCUGCUGUUGCCAAUUCUUGUUCGUCGAGUGGAUUUUUAAGAAGGGAUGUUUUAUUUCUGAUUCACUGUCGGCUAAACACGUUCACAAGCAGCUCUUCUCAAUUAGCUCGUGUUGUCAACAUUUCACGUUCAAGUUGGAUGAAGCACGUCGUGCGAGCUUUUCUCCUGAUGAAGGUUAAUAUUUCUAUGAAACAUUAAAAACAGAGUGCCGUUAAAGGAC
Scatophagus argus is the source of this 7603-nucleotide messenger RNA. Its product is annotated as disks large homolog 5-like. The record is from RefSeq and is a predicted model, not a curated record. The coding region runs from base 631 to 6651 and encodes 2006 amino acids. The transcript is spliced from 33 exons. NCBI's taxonomy places the organism in Eukaryota, Metazoa, Chordata, Actinopteri, Scatophagidae. Gene Ontology annotation, biological process: regulation of apoptotic process. Gene Ontology annotation, molecular function: protein binding.